Scylla paramamosain (green mud crab) is the source of this 4360-nucleotide messenger RNA. Its product is annotated as mucin-2-like. Gene Ontology annotation, molecular function: protein binding. The transcript is spliced from 10 exons. Bases 203 to 2992 code for a protein of 929 amino acids. Lineage: Eukaryota; Metazoa; Arthropoda; Malacostraca; Decapoda; Portunidae. The record is from RefSeq and is a predicted model, not a curated record.
GCCAACUGCUGACUGCUAAUGCUGACACUGCUGACCUUUGCUGACCCCGCAUCGCUGACUCACCUUGCUGACCCUCGCUGACCCCGCAUCGCUGACUCACCUUGCUGACCUUCGCUGACGCCGCCUCGCUGAGCCUCGCAUACUGACACAAGGCUGACAGUUCUAUGAUACCUCUUCCAGCUGACACCCUGGUGACGCAACUAUGAGAGAAAGGCCUCGUGCUGACAACUGGGGCAGGAGUGAUGGGUACAGAGGUGCUGACCGGCGCGCUGACAGACGUGCUGACGGCCUGAGAACUUCGUAUUCCACCUAUCUGCCAAGUGCUGAGAGAAGCAGAUGGGCUGACACUCCACGUCUGACCACACGUUACGAUUUCCCGAGUGCUGACACCUUCUCUCCGCGCCAGACACGCUUCACUCGCUCCGUGCUGACCGACGCUGACUCCGCCUUGUCCAGAUUCCGCGCUGACGCUGAGAGGGAGAUGUCCAGGCUGACUGCUGACUCCGGGAGGCUCAGCAGGGACCGGCUGUCACCACGCAGGGCUGACAGCAUAGUGGAUAGGAUUCUUGGAGGUGGGCGAAGGAGCACUGAGUCAGCACGUCAGCGGAGCUUCAAUGAGGCUGACAGGGGUGACAUGGCUGACGUCACGCCCAUCAGGGUCACGAGAGAGGCACCUGACAUCAUCCCCGCUGACGAGAUACCAAUUCGCGUCACGAGGAGGUCAGCAGAUGUCAGCGAAAGGAGUGCUGACAUUCCAGUGCACGUCAGAAUCACGCGGAUCACUCCUGAUGUCGAGGGAAUGCCUGCUGACAUCACAAGAGACUCAGCUGACAUCAGGGCCUCGCCAGCUAACGCCACGGAGCCCAAAGCUGACGUCAGGUGUAUAAAAAUUGAUGUAGUUUGUGAUCCUGCUGACAUCAAGGGUAGGUCACGUGAUGUCACCCCUGUCAGCGUGCCGAUCGUCAGAACCCCAUCUGCUGACGUCACAAGGUUCCCGGAUGACGUCAGCACAGCGUCAGCACCUGAAAUACCGAUAAAAGUGAAAGUCUUGAGUUCUGCUGACAUCAACACCACACCUGCUGACACCAAGACCAACACCACCACACCUGACAUCACCAUACCUGACACCACCACACCUGCUGACACCAAGAUUAACACCACCACACCUGACAUCACCACACCUGCUGACACCAAGGCUGACACCACCACACCUGGCACCACCAAGGCUGACACCACCACACCUAACACCACCACAUUUACUGACAUCACUACACCUAUUGCCACACCUGUUGCCAUCACCACACCUACUGAUAUCGCCACACCUGCUGACACCACACUUGCUGACAUCACUAAAACUGCUGACGCCACACCUGACAUCACCACACCUGCUGACAUCAAGGCUGACACCACCACACCUGCUGACGCCAUACCUGACAUCUCCACACCUGCUGACAUCAAGGCUGACAUCACCACACCUGCUGACACCAAGACUGACAUCACCACACCUGCUGACACCAAGGCUGACAUCACCACACCUGCUGACACCAAGGAUGACAUCACCACACCUGCUGACACCAAGGAUGACAUCACCACACCUGCUGACACCAAGGCUGACAUCACCACACCUGCUGACAUCAAGGCUGACACCACCACACCUGCUGACACCAAGGCUGACAUCACCACACCUGCUGACAUCAAGGCUGACACCACCACACCUGCUGACAUCAAGGCUGACACCACCACACCUGCUGACAUCAAGGCUGACACCACCACACCUGCUGACACCAAGGCUGACAUCACCACACCUGCUGACACCAAGGCUGACAUCACCACACCUGCUGACGCCAUACCUGACAUCACCACACCUGCUGACACUAAGACUGACAUCACCACACCUGCUGACGCCAAGACUGACAUCACCACACCUGCUGACAUCAAGGCUGACAUCACCACACCUGCUGACACCAAGACUGACAUCACCACACCUGCUGACACCAAGGAUGACAUCACCACACCUGCUGACACCAAGGCUGACAUCACCACACCUGCUGGCACCAAGACUGACACCACCACACCUGCUGACAUCAAGGCUGACACCACCACACCUGACAUCACCACACCUGCUGACACCAAGGCUGACACCACCACACCUGACAUCACCACACCUUACAUCACCACACCUAAAAACACCACCAAGACUGACACAACACGUGACAUCACCACACCUGACGUCGGCGGAGUGUCAGCAAGGCCAUCACUGAGUCGAGAGGUGACGCCCUUCAUGAUGAAACAAAGACAGGCAAUGGCGCGAGAGAAGCUCCACUCAGCGGCCACAGAGGGAGACAUUGACCUGCUGACCUCCCUGCUGAAUGAUGGGGCCGCUGCUGACACUCCUGACGCCCGCUGCCAGACUCCCUUACAUCUGUCAGCCAGGGCGGGACAUCUGUCAGCCGUGUGUCUCCUCCUUGACUAUGGAGCUAGCGUGCAUUCUCAAGACAUAGACGGCCGUACGCCCUUGCACGCAGCAGUAGAGUCAGCAGAAGUCAGCGUGGUGGAGAGACUGCUGAAGGAGGGAGCUGACGUGGGAGCGAGGGAGAGAGUGAGAGGGCGCACUCCCUUCCACAUUGCUACUGUCUCAAACUGUGUCGAUGUUCUGAAGGUGCUGCUUGCUCCAGUGAUAGAGAACCCAUGGGAGGGGAGGAAGAUACUGGAGACACAAGACAAGGAUGGGCGUUCUCUGCUGCACCUGUCGACCUACGCUGGCCAAGUAGAAGCCACGGAACUGCUACUCUCAGCAGGAGCCGCUGUUAAUAGCAGGGACAGCAGAGGGUUCACGCCAAUGCACACCGCUAUUUUGAGCAGAAAGGAGGGCGUGUGUACCUCCCUCCUGGCCCUGCUGCUGGAGGCUGGAGGGGAGGUGGGAGCGGAGGGGGAGGGUGAGGUGGGGGAGGAGGAGGAGGGGGGAGCCUUCUUCACGUGGCCGCGUCAGUAGGCUGUCUAUCCUGCCUGCGCCUUCUGCUGGAGAGAGGCGCCCUGCUCAACUGCAAGAACUCCCGGGGCACCACACCACUGCAAGCCGCAAUCAGGAGUCACCAGCGAGACUCGCUCAUAUAUUUACUGACUCACGGCGCUGACACACAAACAUCCGACUCCAGAGGGCAGCAGGCGGUCCACCACGCUAUCCUCGCUGACUCUGCCGACCUGCUGACACCCCUGCUGACACACCUGCAGAAGGAGAAGAUUGAUUUGUCAGGGAUAUGUGAAAAUGGAAUGAGUUUGUUUGAAUUUACACUGACGAAAAGAAAGUUUAAAUCGCUAGAAACUUUGAUUAGAAUGGGUGUGACGGGCGUGGGCGAGGACACCCACGCCCUCCAUUACUGCGCCUCGGUCGGCAGUGUGGCGGGGAUAGACCUACUCCUGGAAAGCGGUGAAGACAUCAACAGACCAGACACACAGGGCCGAACACCCCUACACCACGCCAUAUGCUCAGGACACGAAGACACAGUGCUACAUCUCCUGGGGCGUGGGUGUAGCGUGGGGGGGAGUGACAGGAUGGGCGCCACACCCCUCCACUACGCUGUGAGGUGGGGCGGGUCAGACGCAAUGCUCAGAAGAUUGGUAAAGGCUAAGAGUCCAGUCAAUGCCACGGAUAGGCUGGGACGGACGCCUUUACACUACGCUGCAAGCAAGAAGGCAGUGAUGUCAGACCUGUACAUCUUAAUAAACAACGGGGCCAAGUUAAAUGUAGCAGACGCACGAGGGCUGACUCCGCUACAUUUAGCAUCCCGCCUGGGUAAUGAAAGCCUAGUAAGAAUAUUACUUGAAAAUGACGCUGUUUUCGACCUUCCUGACGUUGAUAGCUUCUUGCCCAUUGACCACGCGAGGGAGAAUGAUCAUAAGAAUAUUAUUAAACGCCUGGAGAAUGUGGCGAGGCUCAAGGAACGGCAGAAAUGUAAUAAUAUUGACGGAAUCGAGAAAAAAGAGAAGGAGGAGGACCAGGAGGAGGGGGAAAAAAGUAGAGGUUGUUGCUAGGCUAGUUGUUGUAGUUGUGGUUGUGCUUGUGCUUGUGGUGGUGGUGGUAGCAGUGUAGUAGUAGUAGUAGUAGUAGUAGUAGUAGUAGUAGUAGUAGUAGUAGUAGUAGUAGAUAAUAAAGAAAUACAUGUAAGAAAAGGAAGAAAAAAGAAAGAAAAGAAAUAGAGAAAAUGAUUGAAUAAAUAAUUAAAAAAGAAAAGAAAGAAAAGAAAGAAAUGAAAAGAAAAAUAAUGUAAUAACGAAAAGGAUUAACACAAUAAUAAUAAUAAUAAUAAUAAUAAUGAUAAUAAUAAUAAUAAUAAUAAUAAUAAUAAUAAUAAUAAUAAAU